UCUACUUUUGCUUAUUAGAGUACGGCUCUAGCCCAAACAAAUCACAGAGUCCAAACCCCAAACACGCCUUUAAAUCACAGUCUCUAUGCCCUUAAAUAGGGUUUAAGAACACACAGACCAAAAAAAAGAAAAAAAAAUCAUCAAUCAACACAAACACAAAAUUCCUCCGGUGAACUCCCUGCGAAGAUGGCGAACUUAACCUUAACCGGGAUCCUCGAGAAGAUGACGGGAAAGGACAAAGAUUACAGAUACAUGGCCACCUCCGAUUUGCUAAAUGAAUUGAACAAAGAGGGAUUCAAAAUUGAUAUUGAUCUCGAAGCCAAAUUGUCCAACAUUGUCAUUCAACAGCUUGACGAUGCUGCUGGCGAUGUUUCUGGACUAGCUGUCAAGUGUCUCGCUCCAUUGGUGAAGAAAGUUCGUGAGCAGCAGGUUCUUGAAAUGACUAACAAGCUUUGUGAUAAGUUGCUUAACGGGAAAGAGCAGAACCGGGACAUUGCGAGCAUUGCUCUGAAGACAAUUGUUGCUGAAGUUCCUACCUCUUCUGUUGCACAGUCUGUUCUUGUAUCUAUUUCACCGAAGUUGAUACGAGGAAUAACGACACAGGGAAUGAGCACAGAAAUCAAAUGUGAAUCUCUUGAUAUUCUUUGUGAUGUACUGCACAAAUAUGGUAACCUACUGGUAUCAGAUCAUGAGGUAUUAUUAGGUGCAUUGUUGCCCCAGUUGAGUAUUAAUCAAGCAAGUGUCAGAAAGAGGGCCGUUUCAUGUAUUGCAUCUCUCGCGUCGAGUUUGUCAGAUGAUUUGCUGGCAAAGGCUACCAUUGAAGUUGUUCGGCUUUUAAGAAAUCCUGCGAUAAAAUCUGAAACUACACGAACAAACAUUCAGAUGAUAGGGGCUUUAAGCCGUGCUGUUGGCUACCGCUUUGGUCCGCAUCUUGGAGAUGCAGUUCCAAUUCUAAUCAACUACUGUAAGAAUGCUUCUGAGAAUGAUGAAGAGCUUCGUGAGUAUAGCUUGCAGGCCUUAGAAAGCUUUUUGCUGAGGUGUCCCAGGGAUAUUUCUCCCCACUGCAACCAAAUUUUACAUCUCACUUUGGAAUUUCUUAGCCAUGAUCCGAAUUUCACUGAUAACAUGGAGGAAGACACGGAUGAUGAGAGUUAUGCAGAAGAGGAAGAUGAUGAGAGCGCUAAUGAGUACACAGAUGAUGAAGAUGUCAGUUGGAAAGUUCGGAGAGCUGCUGCCAAAUGCUUAGCCGCAUUAAUUGUUUCUCGGUCUGAGAUGCUCUCCAGGCUAUAUGAAGAGGCUUGCCCAAAGUUGAUUGAUAGGUUUAAAGAAAGGGAAGAGAACGUCAAGAUGGACGUCUUCAAUACAUUUGUUGAGCUACUCAGACAAACAGGAAAUGUUACAAAAGGCCAGACUGAUUUUGAUGAAUCAAGUCCCAGAUACCUAUUGAAGCAAGAGGUUCCAAAGAUUAUUCGUGCUGUAAAUAAGCAGCUACGUGAAAAAUCUAUCAAGACAAAGGUUGGGGCCUUCUCAGUUUUGAAAGAGCUGGUAAUUGUUUUACCUGAUUGCCUUGCGGACCACAUUGGAUCUCUUACUCCUGGAAUCGAGAAAGCACUUUGUGACAAAUCAUCUACCUCAAAUUUAAAGAUUGAGGCGCUUGUUUUUACGAGAUUAGUGUUAGUCUCACAUGCUCCUUCUGUUUUCCAUCCCUACAUCAAGGCGAUUUCAGCCCCAGUUAUAUCUUCUGUCGGUGAAAGGUAUUACAAAGUUACUGCAGAGGCAUUAAGAGUCUGUGGAGAACUUGUUCGUGUUGUUCGACCAAAUAUUGAGGAUCAUGGUUUUGACUUCAAACCCUAUGUCCGUCCUAUAUACAAAGCCAUCAUGUCACGCUUGACAAACCAAGAUCAAGAUCAGGAAGUGAAAGAAUGCGCCAUUUCUUGUAUGGGGCUUGUGGUUUCUACAUUUGGUGAUCAUCUUGUGGGGGAACUACCUGCAUGCCUUCCUGUGCUUGUGGAUCGAAUGGGAAAUGAGAUAACUCGUCUUACAGCUGUGAAGGCUUUUGCUGUUAUUGCCGCUUCUCCCCUGCACCUCGAUCUAUCUUGCAUUUUAGAACAUGUAAUUUCGGAGCUGACUGCAUUCCUGCGUAAGGCCAAUCGAGCAUUAAGACAGGCUACCCUAGGGACGCUAAACACACUAAUUGUUGGCUAUGGUGAUAAAAUUGGUCCAGCUGCUUACGAAGUCAUUGUUGUUGAACUUUCAACUCUGAUAAGUGACUCGGACUUGCAUAUGGCUGCUCUAGCUCUGGAAUUAUGCUGUACAUUAAUGGCUGAUAAAAGAUCUGGUCCAAAUGUUGGUUUGACUGUCAGAAACAAAGUUUUGCCCCAAGCACUGACUCUAAUCGGAAGCUCACUGCUUCAGGGGCAAGCCCUUCUGGCACUGCAGAACUUCUUUGGUGCCCUGGUUUAUUCAGCAAACACGAGCUUUGACGUCCUGCUGGACUCACUGCUUUCAACUGCAAAACCAUCAGCCCAGUCUGGUGCUGUUGCGAAACAAGCUUUAUUCUCCAUUGCGCAAUGUGUGGCUGUCCUCUGCCUUGCUGCAGGCGAUAAAAAGUGUUCCUCUACCGUAGCUAUGCUUACAGAUAUCCUGAAAGCUGAUAGCAGCACCAAUUCGGCCAAGCAACAUCUUUCCCUGCUGUGCUUGGGGGAGAUCGGCAGGAGAAAAGAUCUGAGCUCUCAUGACCAUAUCGAGAAUAUUGUUAUCGACUCCUUCCAGUCACCUUUCGAAGAAAUAAAAUCUGCUGCGUCUUAUGCACUAGGAAAUAUUGCUGUUGGCAAUUUACCAAAGUAUUUGCCAUUUAUCUUGGACAAAAUUGAUAAUCAACAGAAAAAGCAAUACCUGUUGCUUCAUUCCCUGAAGGAGGUCAUUGUAAGACAAUCUGUUGAGAAAGCAGAAUUUGACAAUUCUAGUGUCGAAAAGAUCACUAGUUUGCUCUUUAAUCACUGUGAAAGUGAGGAGGAAGGAGUUCGCAAUGUGGUAGCCGAGUGUUUGGGAAAAAUUGCCCUUAUUGAACCUGGGAAACUUGUUCCUGCACUCAAGGAGAGGAUAUCCAAUCCUGCAGCUUUCACCCGAGCAACAGUUGUAAUUGCGGUGAAAUAUUCUAUUGUUGAGCGGCAAGAGAAAAUAGAUGAAAUUUUGUACCCCGAGAUUUCAUCUUUCUUGAUGCUUAUCAGGGAUCAUGAUCGGCAUGUGAGGCGUGCCUCUGUAUUGGCCUUGAGUACUGCAGCUCAUAACAAGCCUAUCCUGAUAAAGGGCCUGCUUCCAGAACUAUUGCCACUUCUUUAUGACCAAACAGUUAUAAAGAAAGAAUUGAUCAGGACAGUGGAUUUAGGUCCGUUCAAGCACACAGUAGACGACGGGCUUGAAUUGAGGAAAGCCGCUUUUGAAUGCGUCGACACUUUGUUGGACAGCUGUCUUGAUCAAGUGAAUCCAUCGUCUUUUAUUGUUCCAUUCCUUUUAUCUGGUUUAGAUGAUCACUAUGAUGUUAAAAUGCCAUGUCAUCUUAUCCUUUCGAAGUUAUCCGACAAGUGUCCAUCCGCUGUGUUGGCAGUAUUGGAUUCUUUGGUGGACCCUCUCCAGAAAACCAUCAAUUUUAGGCCCAAGCAAGAUGCAGUCAAGCAAGAAAUUGACCGUAACGAAGACAUGAUCCGGAGUGCCCUCCGUGCAAUUGCAUCCUUGAAUCGUAUAAGUGGAGGAGAUUGUAGUCACAAGUUCAAGAAUCUCAUGAGUGAAAUUGCGAAAUCCCACACACUAUCGGAGAAAUACUCUUCUAUCAGAAACGAGUGAGAGUUGUUUUGAUGUUCUGGAACCUUGUUGUUAAACAUGUUUUUGAUAUUUAAAUGGGACCGGAAAUGUUUUUAUAGUGAUGGAAAAAAAAGGGGUUAAAUGGGAGUAAUAUACCGAACAGAAUGCCGUGCCGGACUAGUGAGUGAACCGAACCAACUUGUACAGCAUCCUUUUUCCAGAUGCUCUGUUUUUCGAUUCCAUUGGCUGAUGCUAUGUUGUAAAUUUGGAGAAGAUGCGAUUUUUAAUUGAAUUCCAUUAAUGUUAUUGGUUAUUUUUAAGGUUA
Molecule: messenger RNA, 4126 nt
Organism: Erythranthe guttata (spotted monkey flower)
Lineage: Eukaryota; Viridiplantae; Streptophyta; Magnoliopsida; Lamiales; Phrymaceae
Gene: CAND1
Product: cullin-associated and neddylation dissociated
Biological process (GO): SCF complex assembly
Source: RefSeq, a predicted model, not a curated record